This is a messenger RNA of Antrostomus carolinensis (chuck-will's-widow), 813 nucleotides long. RefSeq names its product adrenoceptor beta 2 (gene ADRB2). Gene Ontology annotation, molecular function: norepinephrine binding; beta2-adrenergic receptor activity. Gene Ontology annotation, biological process: adenylate cyclase-activating adrenergic receptor signaling pathway; regulation of smooth muscle contraction; norepinephrine-epinephrine-mediated vasodilation involved in regulation of systemic arterial blood pressure. Lineage: Eukaryota; Metazoa; Chordata; Aves; Caprimulgiformes; Caprimulgidae. Gene Ontology annotation, cellular component: plasma membrane. The annotation marks the transcript as partial. The record is from RefSeq and is a predicted model, not a curated record. The transcript has a single exon.
CGAUACUUCGCCAUCACCUCCCCUUUCAAGUACCAGAGCCUGCUGACCAAGAGCAAGGCGCGCAUGGUCAUCCUCCUGGUGUGGGUGGUUUCAGCCCUCACCUCUUUCUUGCCCAUCCAAAUGCACUGGUACCGGGCAGACCGUGAGGAGGCCAUCCUCUGCUAUGAGGAGGACACAUGUUGUGACUUCUUCACUAACCAAGCCUAUGCCAUUGCCUCCUCCAUCAUCUCCUUCUACCUGCCGCUUGUGGUCAUGGUAUUCGUGUAUGCCAGGGUCUUCCAGGUGGCCAAGAAGCAGUUACAGAAGAUAGACAGGAGCGAGGGGAGGUUUCACACCCAGAACAAGGAGCAGGAGCAGAAAGGAGGAGCUGGGCACCGCCGUUCCUCCAAGUUCUUCUUGAAGGAGCACAAGGCCCUCAAGACCCUGGGCAUCAUCAUGGGCACCUUCACACUGUGCUGGCUGCCCUUCUUCAUCGUCAACAUCGUGCACGUCAUCCAGGACGACAUCAUACCUAAGUAUGUAUACAUCCUCUUGAACUGGCUGGGCUAUGUCAACUCUGCCUUCAACCCCUUGAUCUACUGCCGGAGCCCAGACUUCAGGUAUGCCUUCCAGGAGCUCCUGUGCCUCCGCAGGUCCGCCCUGAAGAUGUAUGCCAACGGCUACUCAAACAGCAACGGCAAGAGCGACUACAAUGAGGAGGACAACGGCUACCCCCUGGCACCAGAUAAAACCUGCGAGUUGCUCUGCGAAGAGGGCUCCUUUCCUCACCCCGAGGACUUUUUGCACUGCAAAGGUACUGUGCCUAGUGGGUAG